AACGCUUCUGCGUUGUCGGCAGUUGGUGAAAAAAUCAUAAAAAUUCCCUAAAAAUCCCGAAUGUCAUGGGAAAUCCCGGAAUUUUCAGUGAUAAAUUGAAUUUUUUCACGGAAAUUCGCAAAUAAGGGGAGCUUCGUCUAGUAAUUUUCGCAAAACUCUUCGAAAACUAACGAAUGACGUCAAAGCAAAAAUAAAUAAUUGGUCCGGCAUUUGAAUUCACUCCAUUUUUCGCUGGAAAUCUCUAAAAGUACACAAAAAAUGGGCGAUUUGACGCACCUGAAGACCAUCGAUUGCAUGCAAGGCGCUGUGAGAGCUGUCAGAUUCAACGUUGAUGGAUCGUAUGCGUUGACCUGCGGCAGUGACAAAAAACUCAAAUUAUGGAAUCCGAAGACUGGAUUGCUGCUGAAAACGUAUUUUGGGCACGGAGAUGAGGUCUUGGAUGCGCAGGGAAGUUGCGAUUCGUGUCAUGUGGUGUCAGCGAGUAAGGAUAAAAGCAUCAUUUAUUGGGAUGUGAGUACGGGACAACCUCUGAGGAGGCUUCGAGUGCAUGCGGGAACCGUAAAUUGCGUGAGAUUCAACGAAGAUAGUUCGAUUGCGGUAUCAGGAUCAACUGAUAAUACGGUCAUGUGUUGGGACAUUCGAACGCGCAAAAAUGAGCCAAUUCAAGUUAUGAAAGACGCCAAAGACGCAGUUCGUUCGUUAAUUGUCACAGAAGCGAAAAUUAUCACCUCCAGUCUUGAUGGGGCGAUCAGAACUUAUGACAUUCGAAGCGGGGAACUCACUACAGACACAAUCGGGGAGCCAAUAACUCACAUUACGAUCACCAAAGACCAGCAAUGUGUCUUAGCGGCGUGUUCUGACAGUACAAUUCGUCUAAUUGACACCGAUUCGGGCGAUUUGCUUCAAGAAUUUCGCGGACAUGAAACGGAUUCGUUCCAUAUUGAAUGCGGCGUCAUCGAAAAUGACACAAAAAUCAUCUCAGGCUCUUGUAAGGGGUACGUUCACGUCUGGGAUUUGCUUCAAGGGAAGGAAAUCAAUAAAAUUCCCAUUGGAACGCACGUGAUUCACUCGCUGGCAACACAUCCAACUGGCAAAGAAAUACUUUUCGCGCGAAAAAAUGAGAUUCAACUAUGGGGACCUCCAGAAUAACUUCGAUUUUCU
This is a messenger RNA of Culicoides brevitarsis, 1161 nucleotides long. RefSeq names its product WD repeat domain-containing protein 83. Bases 259 to 1149 code for a protein of 296 amino acids. The record is from RefSeq and is a predicted model, not a curated record. Gene Ontology annotation, molecular function: protein binding. NCBI's taxonomy places the organism in Eukaryota, Metazoa, Arthropoda, Insecta, Diptera, Ceratopogonidae. The transcript is spliced from 3 exons. Gene Ontology annotation, biological process: mRNA splicing, via spliceosome. Gene Ontology annotation, cellular component: catalytic step 2 spliceosome.